Molecule: messenger RNA, 319 nt
Organism: Adineta steineri
Lineage: Eukaryota; Metazoa; Rotifera; Eurotatoria; Adinetida; Adinetidae
Source: the annotation of a GenBank genome assembly
UAUAGGUGGUUCAAGUUCAACAAUUGUUGAACUUGAACCACCUAUACAAAAAGAUACAACAGAUAAGAGCGUACCUCUUCUAUCGAUGUCUUCAUCGACAACAGCAACAACAACAAAAUCGGGUAGUUAUGGAUUUCGUCGUUUCAUGUUAGGUGGUAGUAGUACAGACAAAGCAACAACAUCAUCAUCGACACUUCUCUACCCACCUACCAGUGAUGAUGAUCAUCCCAUGAGUCCUAAUAGUUCAGGCAAUGAUGAUGAUGAUUAUCGACCAUUAACAUCAUCAUCAAAUAGACAUCAUCGUCAUACGCCUCUCUGA